UCAUGUGACCGGCGCAAGAUGGCCGCGUUCCCGUGGCAUGCAAGAUCAAGGAACUAUGUGUCAGAAUCUGAAGUGUGCAAGCUGGAAUCUGUACCCUUGGAUUUUGGUGAUUACCAUCCACUGAAACCCAUUACAGUUACUGAAUCCAAGACAAAGAAGAUGAACAGGAAGGGCAGCACUUCUUCUACCUCCUCCUCUUCCUCCAGUUCAGUGAUGGACCCUCUGAGCAGCGUGCUGGAUGGCACUGAUCCCCUGUCACUGUUUGCAGCAGCUGCAGAUCCUGGGACUGCUGCUCCUCCCACGGAAGGUGCACGAAGGAAACGGGACAAAGAUGAGAGCUCAGCAGUGGGGAGUGACUUUGAACCAUGGUCAAGCAAACGUGGUGAAAUCCUUGCUAGAUACACAACAACAGAGAAGCUUUCUAUUAAUCUGUACAUGGGGUCUGAAAAAGGAAAAACCACUGCUACUGGUUCAGCAGUCUCUGAAAAAGUGAGGACAAGGUUAGAAGAGCUGGAUGAUCUGGAAGAGGGAUCACAGAAGGAGCUGUUGAAUUUGACUCAGCAGGAUUACAUGAACAGAAUUGAAGAACUGAACCAAUCUUUAAAGGAUGCAUGGUCCUCUGAUCAGAAAGUAAAAGCUCUGAAAAUAGUCAUCCAGUGUUCUAAGCUUCUUUCAGACACAACAGUAAUCCAGUUUUAUCCAAGCAAAUUUGUUUUAAUUACAGAUAUCCUUGAUACUUUUGGCAAACUGGUGUAUGAAAGAAUUCUGUCAAUGUGUGUGGAUAACAGAGUCUCUCUGCCAGAUAACUUUUCUCCAGAGAGUGUUAACGAUACAGCUAAAGAAACUUGCUUAAACUGGUUUUUCAAGAUUGCUUCAAUCAGAGAACUCAUUCCCAGAUUUUAUGUGGAAGCUGCAAUACUGAAGUGCAAUAAGUUCCUCUCCAAAACGGGCAUUUCAGAGUGUCUGCCACGGUUAACAUCCAUGAUUAGAGGAAUUGGAGACCCACUGGUUGCAGUCUAUGCCAGAGCAUACCUGUGCAGGGUUGGGAUGGAAGUGGCACCACAACUCAAAGAAAGCCUGAAUAAAAACUUCUUUGACUUUCUCCUAACAUUUAAACAAAUCCAUGGCGAUACAGUUCAGAACCAGCUGGUGGUGCAGUGUGUGGAGAUCCCUUUGUAUCUGACCCUGUAUUCUCCUGCUAUAGACUGGAUUUUACAGUGUAUUGCAUACCAUGCUCCAGAUGUUCUGCUUACUGAGAUGAUGGAGAGAUGCAAGAAGUUGGGGAACAAUGCUUUGCUGUUGAAUUCAGUGAUGUCAGCGUUCAGAGCAGAGUUUAUUGCUGCGAGAUCAAUGGACUUCAUUGGCAUGAUUAAAGAGUGUGAUGAGUCUGGGUUCCCAAAGCAUCUCCUCUUUCGCUCCCUGGGAUUAAACUUGGCAUUGGCUGAUCCUCCUGAAAAUGAUCGCCUUCAAAUUCUAAAUGAAGCCUGGAAGGUUAUAACAAAGCUGAAGAACCCACAGGAUUAUAUCAACUGUGCUGAAGUGUGGGUGGAGUAUACCUGCAGACAUUUUACGAAGCGAGAGGUCAAUACAGUUCUGGCUGAUGUUAUCAAACACAUGACUCCUGAUAGAGCAUUUGAAGAUGCUUACCCACAGCUGCAGUCAAUUAUUCAGAAAGUUAUUACCUAUAUCCAUGACUUUGCUCUGCUUUUUUCAGUGGAGAAGUUCUUGCCAUUUCUGGACAUGUUCCAGAAGGAGAGUGUGAGAGUGGAGGUUUGCAAGUGCAUUAUGGAAUCUUUUAUUAAGCACCAGCAGGAGCCGACGAAGGACCCCGUCAUCCUCAACGCCCUGCUGCAUGUCUGUAAGACAAUGCACGACUCUGUGAAUGCACUAACACUUGAGGAUGAGAAAAGAAUGUUAGCAGCUCUGAUAAAUGGAUUCAUAAAAAUGGUUUCCUUUGGCCGUGACUUUGAACAACAGCUGAGUUUCUAUGUUGAAGCCAGGUCAAUGUUUUGCAAUCUGGAGCCUGUUCUAGUCCAGCUGAUUCAUUCUGUGAACCAGCUAGCUAUGGAAACCAGAAGGGUGAUGAAAGGAAAUCAUUCCAGGAAGACUGCUGCAUUUGUCAGGGCUUGUGUUGCCUUCUGCUUCAUCACAAUUCCAUCUCUGAGCAGUAUCUUCACACGUCUCAAUCUGUAUCUACACUCUGGACAGGUUGCUCUGGCAAAUCAGUGCCUUUCACAAGCUGAUGCUUUUUUCAAAGCUGCAGUGAGCCUUGUUCCUGAAGUGCCAAAAAUGAUCAGUGUAGAUGGAAAGAUGCGACCUUCUGAUGCCUUCCUCCUGGAAUUCCUGUGUAAUUUCUUUUCCACAUUAUUGGUUGUUCCGGACCAUCCAGAACAGGGAGUGUUGUUCCUUGUGCGAGGAUUACUGAAUGUGAUCCAGGAUUACACUUGGGAGGAUAACAGUGAUGACAAAGUCAGGAUUUAUACCAAUGUUUUGCAUCUGCUGUCUGCAAUGACUCAAGAAGCAUUUAUCUACCAUGUAGAUAAAGUUGAUUCCAAUGAUGCUCUCUAUGGUGGAGACUCCAAGUUCCUGGCUGAAAUUAAUAAACUGAGUGAGACAGUGGUGUCACAGAUCCUGGAUCACCUGAAAACCCUGGGAAAGGAGGAGACCCUGAAGAGGCAGAGCCAGCUGGCUCUCUAUUUCUUUAACACCAUCCUGGCUCACGGGGACCUACGGAACAACAGACUGAACCAGCUCUCAGUCAAUCUCUGGAAUCUUGCUCAGAAGCAUGGCUUUGCUGACACCAAGACUAUGGUGAAAACCCUGGAAUACAUCAAGAGGAAGAGCAAACAACCUGAAAUGAGUCAUUUCACAGACCUGGCCCUCCGGCUUCCUCUGCAGUCCAGGACCUGAUGGUGCCUCUUCCAGGGACUCACCUGCACAAGGGAGCAGGGAAGCAAGGCCACAAAUCACUGAUCCAUCAGUGUAUUGUUACUUUCCUUAGUGAGACACAUUUACUUGGGCACAGCAAAGGUAAAACUGUUCUGAGUGCAAUAAUUUAACCUGAGUUUCUGUAUCCAGUUUUACCAUAGCAUUGUUAUUUUAAAUGCUGAUUUACAUUCAGUAAACAGUUAUCUUGAACCUCUAUGGUUGCAAAAGCCUUUUGACAUCUAAUCUGUUGUAAUUUUAACAAAAAAAGGAAGAUAAUCUGUAGGAAUGAGGUCACAGCCUCAAAACUUCAUUCCUCUUUCUUGCAGAAUAGUCAUUCUCCUCUGCAGAAAGCAGCAUUUCAAUAUAACAGACUAAGUUUUCUCUCUGUUUUGGGAUGCUGCCAGCAUUUGCCUGGCUAGUUCCAGUAGCAGAGAACAAUGGCUGAGGUGUUACUGCUCUAACUUCUACAAUACAUUAACACAGACAUGUUUAUGUUUUCAUUUUAGUCCAGUGGUGUUUUGUAAAAUGGAAGGAAUCUUUAAGUGUUGCAAAGGAAAAUGGAAAUUAUGCAAAGUCCUCUAUAUUUGCAAAGUACCUAUCACUGAAUAAAACAAUUUGCAGUUCA
Melospiza georgiana is the source of this 3553-nucleotide messenger RNA. RefSeq names its product VPS35 endosomal protein sorting factor like (gene VPS35L). Gene Ontology annotation, cellular component: endosome. The coding region runs from base 19 to 2910 and encodes 963 amino acids. The transcript has 31 exons. NCBI's taxonomy places the organism in Eukaryota, Metazoa, Chordata, Aves, Passeriformes, Passerellidae. Gene Ontology annotation, biological process: endocytic recycling. The record is from RefSeq and is a predicted model, not a curated record.